AUGCAUGGUAAGCCCACUUUCGUAAGCUUGCUGCAGGAUCGAAAUGCGGCCUUCGAAGAAACUAAACAGUUUGCUUUGCAAUCACUAGCAAGUGUGGCUUAUCAGAUAAAUACUCUUGCAAGGGAUCUGUUGGACAUGCUGGAUUUGCAAACUGAUAAGAUUUCGAGCCUUACUGGGCAAGUGGACAAUAUCGAUGUGGUUGUCAACAUCCACGAGGAGAAGCUUGCGCGACGUGAAAUUGGAGCCCUCACAACGAACAAGUCGCUGCAAAAGCAACCAAAAAUCAUUGCUCCUGCAACACAGGAACCUGUCCAACGAUAUAAACGUACUCCUAUAGAUUUCUCUGUACUGGAUGGCAUUGGUCAUGGUGUACGCGUCGAGGCAUGUUCCAUAUCAAAGUCGAGCAGGCUUGAUUUCUCGCGCAAUUACGCUCAGUAUGAACGGACAGCUAAUAUCGGAACCAAUACGGUAGGAACCUUACGAUUACAUCAGUCACAAGUUCCACGCGCCUCUAUGGUUGAUGGGGGAAGCGUACUUAGCGAAGAAAGGCCGGAUUCUCCAGGUUUCCCGUUACCGCUACCCCAGCUUAGCUCAAAUUAUGGAUGUAUCGGCAUGACAAGAGCGAAAGAGCUUCCUCCUCCCGCUAUGCAAAUGUUGAACUCAACCCAUGAAGAUGAACUUCUUCCGCCACCUCCACACUCACAGGCCAAUUUCUUCGACGCACAAGCUGACUGGAUUCCUCGAAAUUACAUAGAAAAAGCUGUUGCACUGUACGAUUAUGAUGCUGACAAACCGGAUGAGCUUUCACUACGGGAAAAUUGCAUCGUCUAUGUACUUCGAAAAAACGAUGAUGGAUGGUUCGAAGGAGUUUUGGAUGGAGUCGUUGCUGUUGCGGUUAUCGUUCCAACACGGCUAAAUGCAAGGACAAUUUACAAAUUAGUUGAGUAUGACAAAAAUUGUCCCAAAAACGAGGAAUGGGCGGAUUGCAAGAACUUUUGUAUUCCCGAUUGCACUAAUCCGCGACCGCCUGGAUGUCAAUGCAAGAAAGGCUUCAUCAUAUCUAGUGCUGGAUGCGUUCGCGAUUGUUCUCAAGAAAAUUGCCCUCGUCCAAAUGAAAUUCGAUCGAAGUGUAUCCCAAGGCCAGAAUGUCAGCGCACUUGCUUCCCACCUUCGAGUGAACAACCUGAUUCAAUUCAACUCAUAAGACCAUUUAACUUAACGCACAUUUGUGAGAAUGAACCUUGCAUUCCUUUUGAAUGUGAAUGCCAGAAAGGUUACAUUCGUCUCCACAACACGCGAGGAAAAGACAGAUGCAUUCCUUUUGCGACUUGCAAAAAACUGAAAGAUCAGUAUGGAUUCUCUUUGCCAUCUGGAUUUGACGUCACAGUUCUGAACAACAACUGA
Messenger RNA from Cylicocyclus nassatus, 1404 nucleotides. The record is from the annotation of a GenBank genome assembly. NCBI's taxonomy places the organism in Eukaryota, Metazoa, Nematoda, Chromadorea, Rhabditida, Strongylidae.